AAGUCCAGCCUUCGUCCGGAGGAGAGAUGGAGAAUGAGAGGAGUGGAGUCGAGUGUUGUGCUGGUAUUGUUCAGUCGCUGAGUCUCAAACUGAGGAUACUGUUAAAAUAUGAUGGAAAACUGCGAAUAUAUAGUCAGUAACAGCCCGGCUACCGCCAGGGUUUAAACACAGGGUCGUUUUUGUUCGUAUUUUACGUGUUUCAGGGUCUAAAAACAGUUCAGCGAUGCAUCGGGCGUUUUCGUUCCCCGCGGCCGGAGAGCGGAGCCGCUAUAAGGAGCGGCUGGAGGCGAGUCUGGCGGGGCUGCUGGAGCUGGAGGUGCUGAAAGAGCGCCAGGAGGGCCUGGUUUUGGGAGCUCUAGCUCUCGGCGAUUCGGGCUGUGGGCGACCGGCAUGGGGGCUCCUCCGGCACGGCUUCAGCCUCACUUCGGCCAGAGCCGGGGAGAAGUCGGCUUUGGCAGAGCAGCAGCAGGGUUUGAUGACAGUUCUUCAGCAGCAGGUGGGAGAAUUGAGGGUCGAUACAGAGAGCAGCUCAGUGGAAAACCCGACUGAAGCAGGAGACAGUGGACCAAGCUCAGGUUUCUAUGAGCCGAGUGAUACUCAGUCGCCACUGGACUCAGGAGAACUCUCCCCCAGGACCACAUUCCCUGUACGAUCAUCUAGUGCCAAUGAAAGGCCCAUGUCUGCUGGAGAUGCGUUUGUUGCCAGCCGUGACGGACUUCAGGUCAGUGGGGGACGUUCUCUGCUUCCUCGCUCGCUCUCAGCCCCCCAGCCACCCCUGACGGGCAUAGCAGAGAGAGGAGUAGAGAGGGAGCAGUGGUUCUGGCCAGUAGGAGAUGCAGCAGGAGAGGAGGACUUCCAGCAAGCUCAACGCAUGGAAACCUACAUCCUGGGCCUGAUCCAGCGCCGUCUGCUUACUGCCAGGCACUGCAAACCUCGCACCAGCCUAAGCCCUGAAGCCAGAGGAGUGGUGAGGCAGGGCAGCCUCUGCUGCAAAGAGCCUCCCUUUGCCAUCGAGCGCCACAAGGCUUCACCCAGCCCUGAGAGGACACCAGCAUGGGCCUCCUAUUGCUUGGAAGAGGAGCGGCUCGGGGGCCUCUCCCAUGAGGAGGCACUCCCUGUGCACUAUCCCAGGCCUCCUGCGCUUGCGGGAAUCCGCUCCACUUCGCUGGACUUCCCCUGUGGAGCUCUGGAGCCCAGCAGCAGUGAGGCAGACUCGCCCCAAAACUACCAGGUCCCACACUCGCCCUCCUCGGAUGAACAGCUGGUGAAUGCCCAGUACAUCCCAGCCCAGCCAUGUCGUGCUCCGACCAGAGCCAAAACGCACCGCGCCCACUCCGCUCCCAAAGCCAGCCGCCCCACCCACUCCCCUGAGAGAGCAGAGAGAGCACAACCCAAACCACGAGCUGUCCCAAAGAAGUGUCGUUUCACAGAGGAAAGGGCAGCUACCAAGAAACCUGGCCGAAGGGCUUGCCGCUCACAGUCGGAAAACAGCUUGCUGGGCCAGAAGGGGGCACCUGAGCGCAAGUACAGCACCGUAGAGCGCGACAACGGGCGGGCUGGCCAUAGCAAAAGCCGCCGCUCUCAGGGUGGCCUGGGGCAUCGUCGCUGGCGCUCCACACUGGAGCUCAGUCAAGACGAGGCAGAGCCUCCCCCUCCGCCUGAGCAAUCCACCAGACGUCCCCGCAGACCCCGCCCUGGCCCACCCCCUUACUCCUAUAGUCAAGCUCCCCAGCACCUUCAUCAUCCACACCACUUUCAGCAUCAUCAACACCUUCACUCUCCGGACUAUCUGCCAUGCCGACCUGACGGGGGCUAUAAGCACGCAGGUCCCGCCGAGUGGGAGUCCAGUCUAAGUGAGGGUGAGUCUCCAGGCUCCAGCUCCAUGUCUAGUGACUCAGAUGAGAGUGGAGGACUGGUGUGGCCACAGCAGCUUGCACCCCAGCUGGCACCGCCCUCACCUCCUACUCCUCCUGGAGCCCCACUGCAAACCAAAGCCUUAGUCAAGAUUAAGGCAUCUCAUGCCCUCAAGAAGAAGAUUCUGCGCUUUCGGACUGGAUCCCUCAAAGUCAUGACUACCGUCUGAGCUACAGGGUAUUGCAGUGGUUCCCAGUCCUGGUCCUGUAGUACCCCUGCCCUUCAUGUUGUUAGGGUUUUGCGAAGCUUGCUUUUGCCAAGUUAUUGAGGUCCAGUACAGCUGGCUUCACCUCAAUUUUUCCCGGUUCACAGAAAAUUACCUAUUACAAAGUAAAGCCCAGAAACUGAAAUCUGACGUCUCUGGUGGAAACGCACCUAAAAGGUCCUAAGUUCUUAAAGUUCCUGGUUCCUGAUAAAGUUCCUGUGGGGGAAACAUGGUUUUAGUGUUUCUCUUGCUCAAACAUAUCCAUUUCAACUCAGGAAGGACUUCUUAUUUAGGCGAUUAGUUAAUUAACAAGUCCUGCAAAGGCACCAGGACCAGGACUGGGGAACCACUGGGGUACAGGAUCAGUUUAUCUUUCCUAGCUAAUGCCUUCCGGAGGGACCCUUUAAGGCAAUGGUUCUCAAGCCAGUCUUCAAGGCACCCCAGACAGUCCACAUUUUGCUGGAUCCUAACUUUCAAUACAUAGGGAGAGAGUGAAAAUGUAGACAUUCUUAUUAAGAAUGUAGACUGUCUGGGGUUCCCUGAGGACUUAUUUGAGUCUUAUUUGAGUCUUUAUUGAGAAUUUAUUAAGCAGCGUCUUGGUGUAGACUUCUGCAGCCUGAAUGACAGCAGAGGCAUCUAAGUUCUGUCUGCCUCAGAUUUACAGAGAAUCUGAGCCUAAAGCCAUCCCUGUACAUAUCUGUGUAUGCGGUUGAAGGUGCUUGUAUUUAUGAUUGUACUCUGUAAAUAAAAAUCUGGGACCAUGU
Colossoma macropomum (tambaqui) is the source of this 2883-nucleotide messenger RNA. It is a transcript of the gene dact3a, whose product is annotated as dishevelled-binding antagonist of beta-catenin 3a. Gene Ontology annotation, cellular component: cytoplasm. The record is from RefSeq and is a predicted model, not a curated record. Bases 224 to 2083 code for a protein of 619 amino acids. Gene Ontology annotation, biological process: negative regulation of canonical Wnt signaling pathway. The transcript is spliced from 4 exons. NCBI's taxonomy places the organism in Eukaryota, Metazoa, Chordata, Actinopteri, Characiformes, Serrasalmidae.